This is a messenger RNA of Plasmopara halstedii, 1203 nucleotides long. RefSeq names its product 3-ketoacyl-thiolase a. Gene Ontology annotation, molecular function: acetyl-CoA C-acyltransferase activity. Lineage: Eukaryota; Oomycota; Peronosporomycetes; Peronosporales; Peronosporaceae. The record is from RefSeq and is a predicted model, not a curated record. Bases 1 to 1203 code for a protein of 400 amino acids. Gene Ontology annotation, cellular component: peroxisome. The transcript has a single exon. Gene Ontology annotation, biological process: phenylacetate catabolic process; fatty acid beta-oxidation.
AUGGCUACCGGCACACCCAGAGCUAUAACACCUAAUGACGACGUAGUCACUGUGUCAGCAUUGCGCACACCCAUGACUAAAGCCCAUCGUGGCGGCUUUAAAGAUACUACACCCGACGUGCUACUUAGUCACGUGCUCAAAGCUGUACUUAAGCAAGCCAAGGUGGACCCAGAGCUCGUAGGUGAUAUAGUGGUCGGCAAUGUAUUGCAGCCUGGAGCGGGAGCUGGUAUGGCGCGUAUGGCUCAACUAGCGGCUGGUAUUCAACAUACAGUGCCUCUACACGUGGUAAACCGGCAGUGUAGCUCUGGUCUACAGGCUGUAGCUGAUGUCACAGCGGCUAUAAAAGCGGGGUAUUACGAUAUUGGUAUUGCUGCAGGUGUUGAAUCCAUGUCACUAUCUGGAAUCGGAGACGAUGUCCCGACUGUCAACUGGCAGCACAUUGGAGCGGUUCAAGAUGCAAUGGAUUGCACAGUACCCAUGGGAAUUACAAGCGAGAACGUAGCCGAGAAAUUUAAUAUCUCACGCUCUGAGCAGGAUAAGCUAGCAUUAUCAUCUCACACUAAAGCAGCAACAGCUCAGACCAACGGAUGGUUUGAUGAGGAGAUCACACCUGUGCUUACGACUAUCAAGGACCUUGAUGGCAACGAGAGGUCAAUUGUUAUCUCUCAAGACGAUGGUGUGCGAGCUGACACUACCAUGGAAAAGUUAGCAAAACUCCGUCCAGCUUUUAAAAAAGAUGGUUCGACUACAGCUGGCAACUCGAGUCAAGUCAGUGAUGGUGCUGCUGCGGUACUAAUGAUGCGUCGUUCAGUAGCUGAUAAGAUGGGACUGUCGAUUCUUGGCCACUUUGUGUCAUUUGCCGUCACUGGUGUCCCUCCUGCACUCAUGGGUGUGGGACCGCUGUAUGCUAUUCCAAUGGCGUUGCAAAAAGCGAAUUUGAGUAUAGAUCAAAUCGAUGUAUUUGAGAUUAACGAGGCAUUUGCUAGUCAAGCAGCGUAUUGCAUUAAGGAGCUUAAAAUUCCGAUUGAAAAAGUCAAUCCGAAAGGAGGUGCUAUUGCACUGGGCCACCCUUUAGGCUGCACGGGUGCUCGUCAGGUAGCAACGCUGUUGUAUCAGCUCAAAAGAACAAACCAACACUAUGGGGUUAUUUCAAUGUGUGUUGGCUCGGGCAUGGGCGCUGCAGCUGUCUUCUUGCGCGAAUAA